GACCGCUGCCCCCCGGAUCUGCCCGAGGCCGGGCCCCAGCGAGCUGCGCCCCUCCCCUCCCCUCCCCCCCUGUGUUUUCAAGCGUUGCGGAAAGUCCCAAGUUCACAACUUAACUUUCGCUUUCGCUUGUUUGCGUGUCGCAGCGCGACGCGGCCCCUGCCCCUGCCCCUGCCCCUGGACCGGGGUUAGGGUCCUGCCCGGGCAGCGGGGCCGUGCGGAGCAGCCGGGCAGCGCGGGGGCUGCAUGGGGGCGUGUGGCGGCGAGCGGGGCGGGGACCAUGAAGCUGACUUUUCUCGUGUUCUUGGUAAUUAAAACAAUUCCUUCAGAAGCUAUGCCCUGCAGUCCAGGAGAGUACGUGGUACAUGGCGAGUGUUGUCCCAUGUGCAGUCCAGGUCAACGAGUACAGAAACAUUGCAGCAAUUUCUCCUCCACAACCUGCAUUCCUUGUGUGGGAAACACAUACACAGACCAUCCCAAUGGCUUAGAGGAGUGCAGAAGAUGUAAAUUUUGUGAUGAAGAACUCAAAUUGAUAAUAAAAGAAAAAUGUACAUACACAAGAAACACAGUGUGUGGCUGCAGAGUGGGCUAUUUUUGCCGUGUUUUUCACGAUGAGGACUGCGAAAUGUGUCAAAAACAGACCAUCUGUCCCCCUGGCUUUCGGUUGUCCAUUCCAGGUACAGCGACCAGUGACAAUGUAUGUGAGAUCUGUCCUAAGGGAACCUUUUCAGCAGCAAAUAUGUCAAAGGUCUGCACACCGUGGACCAGGUGCGAAGACAGCGGUAUGGUUGAAGUAAAGGCCGGGACGUCUGCUUCAGAUGCAGGUUGUGGAAGCAGAGAUUUUGUGACAGCUGUGACAGUGACUGGUUUUGUUAUACUCGUCUUGUUGUUGAUAUCUGUAGCAGUGUUCUUCUGCUGGCGAGAAAAAAAGAAGAGGAGCCGGUAUGAGCCACGUAAGUGUCAGCAGCCGAGAGCUCCUAGCGUUCCAAGGGGCGGCUGUAACUCGGGUCGGCAGCGUGUGCCUGAUGGACUUUGUUUCCCCUGGAAGAUCCUGAGCAGCAACUUCUAACUAGGAGCCCUGAGCAUGUCAGAUAAGGGUUGGGCGUUUGCCAUUGUACUUCUACCCUGGGCGUCUCCCCUGGGGUUAGUGCAGGUAACAGUUACAGCCAUGCAGUCCACGUACUGUCCCUUGGCCACCCCAUGUGCAGCUACAGGCAGAGGUCGGUCUUGUGACCUUAAUUGCAUGAAUACUGUGAUGCAAAACACCCAACUGCUGUCUGACAGGACUGUUUUCUUUCCUUUGCAGCUACACAGGAGACAGGGGUGAGUGCCUGAUGGCUUAUUUUUUACGUGCCCCAGCCAAAGUCAGCUUGUUCGACAGGGCAUUGUGAGCUGUGUCUGUGUGCUGGAAGAGUCUUGACUGACUGGUGUGUGUGAGUGUGCGAGUGAGACCAGCUUCUGGGAGCCAGCAGCCCCUUUAAGGAGGAGUGGAGGGAUGCUGCAAGGGAGCUAAUUAACUGAUGCAGAGCCUUGCUCCAUGUCAGCACAAGUCUUUCUUCUGCCAUGGAAACCUUGAGGGAAAUAGGCUGUCCCUUUUGAAUUCCCCAAAAUAUACACUGCGUGAGCCCGCUGUGGUACUCUCCCAGGUGUGCUGCAGGACACUGAGUAUGAACCCCUGGUGCAGUGAAUGGGUAUUGGGCUGGAUAAGCAUUGGUCAGGGAUGAUGUAAGAGUACAUUUUUGUAUUUGUGCAGGAGAUUGGAUCAGAGGACCCUUGAGGUCCCUUCCAACACUGGUUCAUUGCAAUGGAGCACUGUGCAUGGCUUGUCAGAUGUGGGGCCAGUGUUCCAAAUGGAGACACAACUUGCAUCUCUAGGACAACAGGACAUGACCCUGAAAUUCUGGACUGGCACAGAAAACGUGAAAUGUUUGACUUAACUUGGUCUGUGCAUAGACAGGGAUUUGGCCUCUGCUUUUUGAGAAGUGCUGAGGUUCUGGAAUGAGGGAUGCCCAUGGAGUGUGGAGAGCUGUGAUAAUUCAGUGUCGGGAGUGUCCUUGUUCCAAGGGGCAAAUUGCACUGGUGUCUCGGCUGGAGUGGAGCAUGGCCAUGAAUGGCUAUGCCACCUUUGAAUCCCACAAUAGACCUGGAUGUUCCAAGUCUCUCUUAUUUUUCAUUUUUAAAGGACAGAUGCCUUGUGAAACGUGUGGAAGCACUGGUGCAAGUGCCGGAGAAUGGGCAUGAGAUAGCCGUAGGCAUUCAGGAAACAGCCUCACACCCUGGAGUGCUGGCUGUUCCAGGCCUCUGACCUGACACAGGCAAGAUCAGUUGAUGGAGGAAAGCUGUUGUAAAGGGGGAAGAACAAAGAGCUCUUAGCCAAGCCUGCAAGCCGUAUGUGUGGAGUCAUGGGGAAUCCCCAGCCUAGCUCCUGUGGAUGCAGCAUAGGCUUCUUGGAUAAGACCCAACAAGGAAGAACUGAGAAUGCAUCUAGCCCAGUACAGGAACAGGACAGUUUUCAGACUCCCUCAUUGCUGCAUUCCAGUAUCCUCCUGUUGUGGGCCAGGGUGCUUUUCUUGAGCUGUAUCUGGAGCAGCAUCAUAGAAGCACCCUUGUGGGGGACACUCACUGUACGACUAUCCUGCAGCACUCAAAUGUCUGAAGUCAUACAGGAACUUCCUCACCAUCACCCAACCUGUUGAUGCCACACUCAAGGAGGCACAAUGACGGAUGUGCAACGAGAGGCUGAAGAAAACACCUGACAGUGACAAUAUGUACGUUCCAGCAGCUGAGUCCUUCCCAGCAGGGGAUGAGGGAGCAUGGCAAAGGCGGCGAUGUCUCAACAACUAUGUACCAGAGUCGGACCGUCCAAGGGACCAAUGAAGAAGUGUGGCUACACCCGUGUUUCAACUACCUGUGACUGGCACAGAGCCUCAGACUGGGCAACACUUACAGCAGUGUUAGCUACACAAAGACACAUGUACGGUGAAAAAUGUUGUAAAGUAUAUUAAACGAACACAAGCGUGUACUAAAAUGGUCAAAUGUGGUGUAGAAACAGAAGAAGAAGAAGAAGAAUGGGAAGCAGUCUCCUUUUCCAUGUGACAUCACUAUCCCUGAUUAUCGCAUUUCUAUUAUGAACUCUCCCAGUGGACACACUGCCAAGAUUGAGGACUGGUGUCUGUGAACACUGGGCUUCAUUGCAUACCUACACUUGUAUUCUCACUGGGUUUAGUCACUUCUAUGUAAGACUCUCCCAUGCGUGUAUCGCGUUAGACGCUGAGGCCACAAAGAGUUUCUGGUAUCCAGAAAUCUCUCAAGUCAUUUCCUGUAUUCACCCACCCAUUGAUCCCUCAACCUGUUUGUUAGUUCUGCCACAUUGAACCAGCAGAUCUCCAAAUAGUCCUGAAGUGGUUGAUGUAUGUAGUGUUAAUAUUGUAAUAAAUGAGGACAGGUUUUUAUAUAACCAGUAGUAAUUCUGAGUACUUUUGCUUACAAUGCAUCUGCAUGUACUUUUCCUUAUAAUACAUCUGUCACUUCAUAAGCACCUUU
Gavialis gangeticus (Gharial) is the source of this 3540-nucleotide messenger RNA. It is a transcript of the gene TNFRSF14, whose product is annotated as TNF receptor superfamily member 14. The transcript is spliced from 6 exons. Gene Ontology annotation, molecular function: protein binding; transmembrane signaling receptor activity. Lineage: Eukaryota; Metazoa; Chordata; Crocodylia; Gavialidae. Bases 278 to 1066 code for a protein of 262 amino acids. Gene Ontology annotation, biological process: positive regulation of peptidyl-tyrosine phosphorylation; immune response; defense response to Gram-positive bacterium. The record is from RefSeq and is a predicted model, not a curated record. Gene Ontology annotation, cellular component: membrane; external side of plasma membrane.